GCUCGUCGGUUGCAAGUCGCAAUCUUUUGGAAAUCGCGCAUAAAUAAACCGUCGAGAAAUCAAAGCCAAAAGCCUCCUUCGUCGUCGUGCAAAUGUAAUUUCUUUCCGUGUCAACCAAUCCUGUCAAUUCGAGGACCCAUCGAGAAUCUCCUCAGCAUUGCAUACUUUUAUGGUCGACUGCUUGGCAGAGUGAGUGUGUGAAAAAGGCAACAGAGCAAAAAGAUACAAAAUGCGAGGAGCAAAAGUGAGGCCAAUAAAAAGGCGAUAAAAUUGACGCCGAUACAGGAGGAAGCAGGAGGAGCAGGAAGAGCAACGAUAAGCGUAUCCUGUCGGCAGAGUGCAUAAAAAGGCGAUAUAUAUUCCGGUAUACCGUGUUGUUUGUUUUUCGUUGUUGCUGCUGCAGCCCCUGAUAGCCAACGAUUCAAAUGCCUUGGUGAUUAAUGGGCCAUUGGCCAUUGCCGACGGGAUGCGCAUAACUCAACUCGGCCAGAGGACCUCGGCCAGAUACGGCCAAUGGCCCAUGGCCGUGGGACUGAGGUUACUACUGGCCCUCGCCUGGACAACGGCGGCUGCGGCGGCCAUGGAGUCCUCGGCCGAACUCCAGGCCCUGGGCUACGAGGCAAUUAGGCCAGGUGGCGCCACUGCUGCCUCAAUUAGCACCUUCGCAUCCACAUUCACAUCCAGUUUGCCAGAACCCGGAGAAUCGACAUCGAGUGGGGGUCUUUCGAUUCCCCCGCGCUCCGACUGGAAGUACAAACGGACGAAAGUCAAGCGCCGGCAGCAGCGCCUCAAUUCGUACAGCAAUCUGCCCGGGAGCACCAAUGCCUCCUCGCACUCGCACCACAUCCUCAACCUGCCGCCCAGGCAGCGCUACCUGAAGGUCAACCAGGUGUUCGAGGACGAGCGCCGCAUGUCGCCGGCCGAAAUGCAGCGCAAUCAUGGAAAAAUCGUGCUGCUCGGACUCUUUGAGCUCUCCACGUCGCGGGGACCACGUCCGGAUGGCCUGAGUGAACUGGGAGCAGCCACCAUGGCCGUGGAGCACAUCAACCGCAAGCGCCUGCUGUCGGGCUACACCCUGGAACUGGUGACCAACGAUACUCAGUGUGAUCCUGGAGUGGGAGUGGAUCGCUUCUUCCACGCCAUCUACACACAGCCAUCGACGAGGAUGGUGAUGCUGCUGGGAUCGGCCUGCUCGGAGGUCACCGAGAGUCUGGCGAAGGUGGUUCCCUACUGGAACAUCGUGCAGGUCUCCUUCGGUUCCACAUCGCCGGCGUUGAGCGACAGAAGGGAGUUCCCCUACUUCUACAGAACGGUGGCCCCGGAUUCCUCGCACAAUCCGGCGCGCAUCGCUUUCAUCCGGAAGUUUGGCUGGGGCACGGUGACCACUUUCUCGCAGAACGAGGAGGUCCACUCGCUGGCGGUGAACAACCUGGUCACCGAACUGGAGGCAGCCAACAUAUCCUGUGCCGCUACCAUCACCUUCGCGGCCACCGACUUCAAGGAGCAGCUGCUGCUACUCAGGGAGACGGACACGCGCAUCAUCAUCGGCAGCUUCUCGCAGGAACUGGCCCCCCAGAUCCUGUGCGAGGCCUACAGGCUGCGGAUGUUCGGCGCGGACUACGCCUGGAUCCUCCACGAGAGCAUGGGCGCCCCCUGGUGGCCGGACCAGCGCACCCCUUGCUCCAACCACGAACUGCAGCUGGCCGUCGAGAACCUCAUCGUGGUGUCCACGCACAACAGCAUCGUUGGAAAUAACGUCAGCUUCAGCGGAUUGAACAAUCACAUGUUCAACUCGCAGCUGCGCAAGCAAUCCGCCCAGUUCCACGGCCAGGAUGGAUUUGGUUCCGGUUCUGGCUCCAGGAUCAGUAUCACUGCACCGCAAUCGGAAGGCCGCCGCAGGAGGAGGAUGCGACGGGGCGCGGGGGGCAGCGGGGGAGCAGGAGGAGGACACCUCUUCCCGGAGGCCAUUUCGCAGUACGCACCGCAGACGUACGACGCCGUUUGGGCCAUUGCCUUGGCCCUGCGAGCCGCCGAGGAGCACUGGCGGCGCAACGAGGAGCAGUCGAAGCUGGACGGAUUUGAUUACACCCGCAGCGACAUGGCCUGGGAGUUCCUCCAGCAGCUGGGCAAGCUGCACUUCCUGGGAGUAUCGGGUCCCGUUUCCUUUAGCGGCCCGGAUCGCGUUGGCACCACUGCCUUCUAUCAAAUCCAGCGCGGUCUCUUGGAGCCGGUGGCCCUCUACUACCCGGCGACGGAUGCCCUGGACUUCCGGUGCCCGCGCUGCCGGCCGGUGAAGUGGCACAGCGGGCAGGUGCCCAUCGCCAAGCGGGUGUUCAAGCUGCGGGUGGCCACCAUUGCCCCGCUGGCCUUCUACACCAUCGCCACCCUCUCGAGCGUGGGAAUCGCCCUGGCCAUCGCCUUCCUGGCCUUCAAUCUGCACUUUCGCAAGCUCAAAGCAAUUAAACUUUCCAGCCCCAAGCUGAGCAACAUCACCGCAGUGGGCUGCAUUUUUGUGUACGCCACCGUCAUCCUUUUGGGCCUGGACCACUCGACGCUGCCCUCGGCGGAGGACUCCUUCGCGACGGUCUGCACGGCCCGCGUCUAUCUGCUCUCCGCCGGAUUCUCUCUGGCCUUUGGAUCGAUGUUCGCCAAAACGUAUAGAGUUCACAGGAUCUUCACCAGAACGGGCAGUGUUUUUAAGGACAAGAUGCUGCAGGACAUCCAGCUGAUCCUUCUUGUGGGUGGACUGCUCCUGGUGGAUGCACUACUCGUAACCCUUUGGGUGGUCACCGAUCCCAUGGAGCGGCAUCUUCACAACCUGACGCUCGAGAUCAGCGCCAUCGACAGAAGUGUCGUCUACCAGCCGCAGGUGGAGGUUUGUCGUUCGCAGCACACGCAAACGUGGCUAAGUGUCUUGUAUGCCUACAAGGGUCUGCUCCUAGUGGUGGGUGUCUAUAUGGCCUGGGAGACGCGCCACGUGAAGAUCCCGGCCCUGAACGAUUCCCAGUACAUCGGCGUGUCCGUCUACAGUGUGGUCAUCACCAGCGCCAUUGUCGUCGUUCUGGCCAACUUGAUUUCGGAGCGAGUUACGCUGGCCUUCAUCACCAUCACGGCCUUGAUUUUAACCAGCACAACUGCUACGCUUUGCCUGCUCUUUAUCCCAAAACUCCACGACAUCUGGGCGAGAAACGAUAUAAUCGAUCCGGUUAUCCACAGCAUGGGUCUGAAGAUGGAGUGCAACACACGGCGAUUCGUGGUGGACGAUCGCCGAGAGCUGCAGUAUCGCGUGGAGGUGCAAAACAGGGUGUACAAAAAGGAGAUUCAGGCUCUGGACGCCGAGAUCCGCAAGCUAGAGCGACUUCUCGAAUCAGGCCUUACCAACACCUCCACAACGACUUCAUCCUCCACAUCGCUACUAACCGGAGGAGGUCACCUGAAGCCCGAACUGACGGUCACCAGUGGGAUUUCGACCCAAACUCCGGCAGCCAGCAAAGCCAGAACGCCCAGCAUCUCGGGAAUACUGCCGAAUCUUCUGCUCUCCGUGCUGCCACCGGUGAUUCCCCGGGCCAGUUGGCCCUCGGCGGAGUACAUGCAGAUCCCGAUGCGGCGAUCGGUGACCUUUGCCUCCCAGCCGCAACUGGAGGAGGCCUGUCUGCCGGCACAGGACUUGAUUAACCUGCGGUUGGCCCACCAGCAGGCCACGGAGGCCAAGACGGGCCUGAUAAAUCGGUUGAGGGGGAUAUUUUCGCGAACCACUUCGAGCAACAAGGGAUCCACCGCCAGUUUGGCGGAUCAAAAGGGUCUGAAGGCGGCCUUCAAAUCGCACAUGGGUCUGUUCACCCGCCUGAUUCCCUCCUCCCAAACCGCCUCCUGCAAUGCCAUCUACAAUAGUCCGAAUCCGGACUCCAACGCACCCGUGGAUCCGUCCACUCAUCACCCACAGAACGGCACUCAUCUGAAGCCCAUCCACCGGGGUUCCCUGACGAAGAGCGGCACCCACCUGGAUCAUCUUACCAAGGAUCCCAAUUUCCUGCCCAUUCCCACCAUUUCGGGGGGCGAACAGUUGGCCGAACAGCACUUAGGUGGCAAGUAUGUGAAGCUGCUGGAGACCAAGGUGAACUUCCAGUUGCCCAGCAACCGGAGACCCUCGGUGGUGCAGCCGCCUCCCAGUUUGAGGGAGCGGGUGAGGGGCUCGCCGCGCUUUCCCCACCGCAUCCUGCCGCCCACCUGCAGUCUGAGUGCCCUGGCCGAAUCCGAGGACCGUCCCGGCGACAGUAGCUCCAUUUUGGGCAGCUGCAAGUCCAUACCUCGCAUCUCCCUGCAACAGGCCACCAGCGGAGGCACCUGGAAGUCCAUGGAGACGGCGGCCAAGUCGAGGCUUUCCCUGGGAGAUUCGCAGGAGGAGGAGCAGCCGACGCCUUCUAACGGCCUGGAUUAGAGAUAAGAAGGUCCCCCAGUCCAAGUCCAAGUUAAAGUCCUCGUCAAUUAGAAGCGAAACACCAAGCAAUUAUUUAACGACACGCCCACGAAAUCUGCCCCCCAGAAAAAAGCGCGUGUGCAACUGACCAAUCAUCGGCUUAAAGCAAUCAAACGCAUUAGGGUAAAACGCUAGAUAAGUCACGAUAGGAACCACCCCUCCUAACCAUAGCUAGUCAUCUCUUCCUGAGUCCUUAGCAGAAUCAGCUACACAGAGAUAAAAGCAGAGUAUGGAAGUAGAACAAAAAUUUACAAAUUAAAGUAAGACACUAGCGGAAGUUUAGAAUUCGUCUAGAUAUUCGUGGUAAAUUUUCCCCUUCAGUAAGUAUCAGCAAAGUUUUCUAAAAACUAUACUCAGUAUUCGCUUAUUGAAUGGAACAGCAAGAAAAUUUACUAACUCGGGUUGCCAAAUUUUUUAGAAAUUAAAAGAAAAAUUGUAUUAAUUUUUUAAUUUCUUUUUAUUU
Messenger RNA from Drosophila takahashii, 4940 nucleotides. RefSeq names its product gamma-aminobutyric acid type B receptor subunit 3 (gene GABA-B-R3). Gene Ontology annotation, biological process: G protein-coupled receptor signaling pathway; gamma-aminobutyric acid signaling pathway. Lineage: Eukaryota; Metazoa; Arthropoda; Insecta; Diptera; Drosophilidae. The record is from RefSeq and is a predicted model, not a curated record. Gene Ontology annotation, cellular component: G protein-coupled receptor heterodimeric complex; membrane. Gene Ontology annotation, molecular function: G protein-coupled GABA receptor activity.